Messenger RNA from Panicum virgatum (switchgrass), 1352 nucleotides. RefSeq names its product chromatin remodeling protein EBS-like. Lineage: Eukaryota; Viridiplantae; Streptophyta; Magnoliopsida; Poales; Poaceae. Gene Ontology annotation, molecular function: chromatin binding. Bases 202 to 858 code for a protein of 218 amino acids. The transcript is spliced from 5 exons. The record is from RefSeq and is a predicted model, not a curated record.
GUAAAAAUAGAAAGAAAGAAAAAAAAACAGCACGCGAGCGAGCGCCUCCGCGUUUCGAGCGGAAAGGGGAAAGUAGAACAAGGAGAGAUCGAGAGAAAUUAAAAAAAAAUCCACCGGCUUCUCGUGGUCUCCUUCCAAACCCUAGCGCCGCGCCGCACCGCCCCACCGCGCCGUCGCCGCCGCCGCCGCCGCCGCGCGCCCAUGGCCAAGUCGCGGCCGCCCAAGCGGAUCCUCGAGUCCUAUACCAUCAAGGGAUCCGACAAAGUCAUCAAGCCUGGCGAUUGUGUGCUAAUGAGAGCAUAUGAUGCACCAAAGCCACCCUAUGUGGCAAGAGUUGAGGCAAUUGAGGCAGCAGGAUCUCGAGGCACAAAUGUGAGAGUACGAGUCAGAUGGUAUUAUAGGCCUGAGGAGUCCAUUGGUGGGAGGCGUCCUUUUCACGGUUCCAAGGAGGUCUUCCUCUCUGACCACUAUGAUGUACAAAGCGCUGACACGAUCGAAGGGAAGUGCAAUGUCCACAGCUUCCGGACUUAUACAAAGCUUGAUUCUGUCAAUGCUGAGGAUUUCUUCUGCCGCUUUGAGUAUAAAUCAGCGACAGGCAGCUUCGUGCCCGACCGGAUUGCUGUGUUUUGCAAGUGUGAGAUGCCAUACAACCCUGAUGAUCUUAUGAUCCAAUGUGAGGAAUGUUCUGAUUGGUUUCACCCUGCUUGCAUUGGGAUGACUAUCAAAGAAGCAAAGAAACUUGAACAUUUUUUCUGCCAGACUUGUACAGCCGAAAAUGGGAAGAUGGCAGAGAAUUCUCAUGAAGCUACAGCACAAUCAGAAGAAAAGCCAGUGGAGUCAAAAAGACGGAGAAGAUGAUGGCCCUGCUGAUUAAUCUAUGAAAAUUAUGUGCGGUUGUACAAAAGCCAUCUGAGGUCUGUAAUGCUAUUUGUUGUCGCAGUUUGUGGCUCUGGGACCCCCUAAUGUCUGGCACACGCUGUACAUAGUAGCUUGCAACCUGAUCAUAUUGUUGUAUUAGAGAGCAUACUAGGAUUUGCAUGGUAGUGUUGGACUAUCAGAGUAUGUGUAGGUUAUGGCAGCCCAAUGCCAACAUCAGGUGAUCAAGCUUCUCUGGGCAUUUUAGGACUCCUUCAGCAUCCAGAAAUAAUACUGCCACACAGCUGGGCCUGGCCAGUCAUCGUGUUCGUUCUUGGGAAAACUUUGUACUGUCAUGUGAACUUUGAAAUUGUCCAUGUAAUGCAAGCAUCUCGGUGUGGUACCUGCAAAAUUGUUGCUUGGAAUAGGAAACUUGAUUGUAAAAAGCCAGUAAUAGAGAAGAAAAUCUCCAUCACUCUAUCAAGUGUAUUUAUCUA